GUUUGUGCAACCAUGCAGUCAGGUGUCAAGAAGACCUGCCACUCCAGUAGAUCUUGAAGCAGUGUUUGUGCAACCAUGCAGUCAGGUGUCAAGAAGACCUGCCACUCCAGUAGAUCUUGAAGCAGUGUUUGUGCAACCAUGCAGUCAGGUGUCAAGAAGACCUGCCACUCCAGGAGAUUUUGAAGCAGCCGAGCCUAAUUUUCAAACUGGAGCAAGGAGCGACCAGCCACAUAAAAGAAAGUUGAUGCCACAAGAAGAAUUCCAGCAUCAAGUACUCAUGAAAUUGAGUGUCCUGCGUGUUGUCCAACAGCAGCAAGGGGAGCUUCUAAAUGCAUUGGUGUCACGUUUCGCUAGAGGAAAUAUGCAGUCUCAGGCAGCCAAGGAACCUCUCAUAAGUGAACCAUUUGAUGACUAUGAAUCCCUCAAACGCUUUGAUGAAACAUUGACUGGAUCAAGAAGGGAGGAUUUUAUUCAGGAACUGGCUAACAAAGGUGGAGCAAAUCCAACCACAUGCACAAAAAGAAUACUGCGCCAUGUCAUGACAGACUUUCUUGGUUGCCAGUUUUCUUGGCAAGGGAGAAAGGGGAAGCAUUCUUUCUCUCAAAUGAAGCUGUCAUCAUGCAUCACCUGUGCCGUCCAGAGUGGCCAUGAGACAAGUGAAUUUGCGGUAGAAACAGCCAUCCGGGAGUGGCUGCGUCACGCUCCUGCCAGGCACAGGACUGCCAUUGCCAAGGACUGUGCCACUUCACAGCCCGGACAUGUGUGACGGGGUCCCCUCGCCCUGCUGUGCUGUCACCCAUUACCCGCGGCAUCUAGCUUCCCGUGUGACCAUGAUUUCUUCAGGACUGUCCACUGAACAGACCGGACAUAUGUGUGACGUGGUGGUGCCCUCGGCCUGCUGUACUGUCGCCCAUCACCCGCAGCAUCUAGCUUCCAGUGUGACCCUUUCUUCAGAACUGUGCCACUGAACCGACUGAACAUGUGACAUGAUGCCCUCUGCCUGUUGUACUUUCGCCCAUCACCUGCAGCAUCUAGCUUCCAGUGUGACCAUGCUUUCUUCGGAACUGUGCCACUGAACCGACUGAACAUGUGUGACGUGGUCUGCCUGUAGCUUCCAGUGUGACCAUGCUUUCUUCAGAACUGUGCCACUGAACCGACUGAACAUGUGUGACGUGGUCUGCCUGUUGUACUUUCACCCAUCGCCCGCGGCGU
Molecule: messenger RNA, 1212 nt
Organism: Dermacentor silvarum
Lineage: Eukaryota; Metazoa; Arthropoda; Arachnida; Ixodida; Ixodidae
Exons: 8
Coding region: 245-766 (173 amino acids)
Source: RefSeq, a predicted model, not a curated record